Messenger RNA from Rhizophagus irregularis DAOM 181602=DAOM 197198, 908 nucleotides. RefSeq lists its product as uncharacterized. NCBI's taxonomy places the organism in Eukaryota, Fungi, Glomeromycota, Glomeromycetes, Glomerales, Glomeraceae. The record is from RefSeq and is a predicted model, not a curated record.
AAUGAAAAAAUAAUUAAGAUUAGCCAAUUAGAAUAUUAAUAAUUAGAACAAAAAAAAAUGACUACUCCUGAUAUCACUUUUUACACUGCUGUAACUCCUAAUGCGAUAAAAGUAAGCAUCGUCCUUGAAGAAUUAGAAAUUCCUUAUAAAGUAAGAGAACUUUCUUUUAAAGAUGAAGAACAAAAACAGCCUUGGUUUUUAAAAAUCAAUCCGAAUGCCAAAGUUCCUGCUAUUACUGAUCAUAGUAGAGGAAAUUUUCACGUAUUUGAAAGUGGCGCGAUUAUGAUCUAUCUUUGUGAACAUUAUGAUCCCGAAGGAAAAUUAUUGCCAAAAGAUCCUGAUUUAAGAAGUCAAGUUAUUCAAUGGGUUAUGUUUCAAAUGGGAGGUCUUGGGCCUAUGCAAGGACAAGCUAUACACUUCAAUAGGUACGCACCAGAAAAAAUUCCAUACGCUAUUAAACGAUAUACUGAUGAAACCAUAAGACUUUGUUCCGUUUUGAAUAGUGCUCUGGAAGGUAAAGAAUAUUUGGUAGGAAACAAAUUUACUUUAGCGGAUGCUAUAAGUUUCCCGUGGGUCAGAGCACAUGCUUUUUCUGGAAUAGAAAGUAUCGAUGAAUUUCCAAAUUUAAAAGCUUGGGUUGCACGUAUUAGUGCAAGACCUGCUGUUCAAAAAGGUUUAAAUGUACCCGUUCCUGAUAAACUUCAAGAAUUGAUGGAUAAUCCUGAAAUAUUGGAUGAAUUUAUUAAACAUGUUCGAAGUAUAUUUAAAUGGAACUCAACAGAUGAGAAAUAGGUUAUACUGUAUAUACAGAGGGAGGCCGAAAUUACCCGGCCACUUUUUUUUGCAUGUUGAUAUGUAUAUAAAAAAAAUAUAAUUUUGUAUUGAUAAUUACAAUAAACAAAUUUUCC